AUGGGACUCCGCACCCCCCCCCCCCAUUCCGGCCACCGCAUCGGGCCCGGACCGCGUCCCCAGCCGUCCGGGGGGGAUGAUCCAGGUAUCAUCCUGUCCGUCUCAUUGCGCUGCAUCCGACCGUGCCAGUCACCAACUCCUAAUCCACCAGCGUGGCCGCGAAACCCGCGUGCACCCGUUGGGAUUGGCUCGCCUAACUGGUUUUGCCAGGUGGCCUGGGUCGCCUGCUUGACCUCUCCCUGCUUGGAUUCCUGCUGGAUUGCCCGCCCCGAACUUGGUACCCGCCGGUGUGCAGGAUCCCGCGGGGAUCGCGCCCCCCGCACCCAACUGGGACAUCCACAGGAUCCACCGGACCCACCAACGCCGCCGGCGACGUCCCACCCUGACCAUUGCCAGCGGCUGCGGCCGGCUGCAACCCAACCAGUCACCACGCUGGAUCUCCACAACGGCAGCUGCCGGCGAUAG
Messenger RNA from Aspergillus thermomutatus, 465 nucleotides. RefSeq lists its product as uncharacterized. The record is from RefSeq and is a predicted model, not a curated record. Bases 1 to 465 code for a protein of 154 amino acids. The transcript has 2 exons. NCBI's taxonomy places the organism in Eukaryota, Fungi, Ascomycota, Eurotiomycetes, Eurotiales, Aspergillaceae.